AUGGCCAGCAUCUCCGCGUCUGAUGGUAUCCUGAGCUUCACACCCCAGAGUGGAGCUUACUUCUACGAAACGUUCCCUUGCCAGGCGCUGCAGACCGACUCGUACUCUCAUGCACAGCUUGAGAUCAAGGCACCCGUUGCGGGCGCAGCGUUCACAGUCCAGCUCUCGACGGCUACUAGCUGCUCGGCAACGACUAACACGAAGACAUCUUAUCGUGUCACGAGCCUUACUGGCGGAUGGCAGACGCUGCGCAUCCCUUUGAGUAGCUUUACUGGAGCGAACCUCAACGCGGCCGUCUCUAUUGUCAUCGAGUCAUUUUCGUCUACGGAGCAAUGGCAACUUGACAAGGUCUCGUUCGUUUGCGGCCAGACGCCAACAACCUUGACUACCUCUACACCUGCCCAAGUCACUUCUACAUCGACUCUAUCCACAGCUAUAUCAACCGCUUCAUGUUCGCCGCUUCUGGUGGAUGAUUGGGCAUCACAGUCACGCCUUGACUUCCUCGGAUACAACGCUCUCCUGCUGCCGACGGGUGACGAUGAUACCAUGCAAUCCAGAAUCGUCAGCAACAACCACAUCACUCUGACGCCAAAGUCUACCGAUGCCUACUUCUUUUCGCAAGUCGGAUGUGUAGAUGCUACAACGUACGGCGGUGUAUCGGUCUGGAUCAAAGCCCCCGCCGGCACGACGUUCAAAAUCGAGUUGACUUCAAAGACGACUUGCGACGGUGCGAUUACGGCAACGUCCAUUCAAACGACAGCUCAAUUGGGUUGGACCUUUGACGGAACAGAGAAGCUUUACAGUUUCCCCUUCUCUAAAUUCAGCGGGCUCAAUUUGAGCAAGCUGAGAUCAAUCGUUCUCUCGGCGCCCAGCAACGCGAUCACCUUGGGCCCACUAUCACUGUAUUGCGGAAGUACCCCGAGUGGUUGGGUCGUUCCCACGGCCACUAGCCCAGCAGGACCAACAUCGACUGUCCCGGCACCAGCCGCAACCGCCUCUGCGCUUGUCAUCGACACUUUCAGCAGCUCGAGCACGAACUCACUUGGUUUCUGGCAUGGUGGCGAAGACAUGAACCUCUCCUGGGGCUCCAGUCGUCUCACCAUCAGUGCUCCAGCCUCCGAUUACGCCUUCACGUCACUACUUAGCAACGGUUGUCGAGACUUGCGCGGCUACAGCGGCUCUUACUUGCACAUUGCAUACUCGGGUCACACAAAAUUCUCCGUGGCGCUGCAGCAGCACAAUUCUCAAUGCAACUCAGGUGUGGCACCAUACCCUGAGACGAGGGACAGUCUUGAAGCCGGCCUGUACGCGACUGGUAGCGAUAUUUACAUUCCUAUUUCGCAUUUCAACAUCAACCUGCAGCGUGUCAGCAGCGUUGCCAUCAGAAGUGUGUACAGCACUGAGCCCUUUGUCCUGACCAAGGUCGAGAUUGUCCCUUCCAUCCCCUCUGGCGUGAGCAUACCGUCAAAGCUUCCUUCGGGAACACUCGUCUUUUCCUGCACAAGGCCCAACUCGUUUGCAUUCGGCAUCGAUGACGGGAACCCAAGGUACUCUGCCAGGCUGGCGCAGAUCAUUCGCGACGCGGGCAUCAAGGUGACAUUUUUCGCUCUCGGCGCGGUGCUCGAAGACGACUCCACUGGCAUGGCCGCCCUCUACAAGCAACUGAAAAGCGAAGGCCACCAAAUUGCGCUUCACUCGUACACGCACCCGAGGAUGGAAGAGCUUCCGAGUAACGCUGCGAUCGACUGGGAAUACAACGAGGACUACAGAGUAAUGAACAACAUUUUCGGCGAGAAGUCCAAUUACUUCCGCCCACCUUACGGCGUGGAAGGCGCGCGUAUGCGUCAGCGCUGGGCAGCCGCCUCGGGGUCAGAGAAGCCAGCCUAUCUCAUUAACUGGAGCGUUGAUGUCCAGGAUUGGCUGUGGGCUGAGACAAGCACGCCUGAGAAGCAGGUGGACGCGUUCAACUCUGAUGUUGCGAAGGGGGGCAACUUAGUAGUCAUGCACUUUUCGUACAACUCGACGGUGGAGUACUUCCCCGAGUUCAUCAAGCAGGCCAAAGCUACCGGUAAGCAGAUUAUGCGGAUCGAUCAAUGUAUGGAGGACCCGAACGCACCCCCGCUGUGA
Messenger RNA from Colletotrichum chrysophilum, 2127 nucleotides. RefSeq lists its product as uncharacterized. The record is from RefSeq and is a predicted model, not a curated record. Gene Ontology annotation, biological process: carbohydrate metabolic process. Gene Ontology annotation, molecular function: hydrolase activity, acting on carbon-nitrogen (but not peptide) bonds. The transcript has 2 exons. Bases 1 to 2127 code for a protein of 708 amino acids. NCBI's taxonomy places the organism in Eukaryota, Fungi, Ascomycota, Sordariomycetes, Glomerellales, Glomerellaceae.